Molecule: messenger RNA, 2526 nt
Organism: Oldenlandia corymbosa var. corymbosa
Lineage: Eukaryota; Viridiplantae; Streptophyta; Magnoliopsida; Gentianales; Rubiaceae
Source: the annotation of a GenBank genome assembly
AUGAUUGGUCAAGAUCCACGGCCAAUCAGUUCUGAAGAUUACGUCAAGAAAUUUGAGACAAGGAUGACACCAAACCUUCUCUUCCAACUCAUCUCUGAAAUCAAUAAACCAAUAGAUCUUACAAAAGAGCCAGAUGCGGUAGAUUAUCGCCAACUACAAAGGCAGGCUAUCAGAGAUAUGGGAUUUGGCGCCUUGCUGGAUCUCAAAAUCAAAAAUAUUCCAACAGCCUUGUGUAAUUUUCUGGCAAGCAAUUUCCAGACCGGUGCAAGACAAGUCCCAUUGAAUGGGAACAAUGUACUGGAUAUCAAACAGGAAGAUGUUGUUGCUGUACUUGAUCUUCCUCGUGGACCCAAACUAGUGGAAGAAUUCAAACAGAAUGAUCCCGCUAUAACGGACCACGCUGAGAUGGUGGAUGCGUUCAAGAAAAGAAUGGGAUACAGUAAUAAAUUCCUGCCAACGAGAUCCACCGCGGCAAUAUUAAUUGCUGGUCGAAAAGAUUUUGGUGAUGACUUCAAACGAGAUUUCCUCGUCUUCAUUGUGAGCACAUUCCUACAUGGAAACACCACUUCCAGGAUCACAAUGAACAUCCUGAAGUCCCUCGUGAACAUCAAUGAAGUGACACAAUACAAUUGGUGUCAAUAUGUGAUUGAUGCACUGGUGAAAGGAUGCAAAAGUCACCACGAUGGGAAACCAUUCACCGGACCAAUAACUUUUUUCCUGGACCUUGCCACUCUUUAUGAAAAAUUCUACCAAUUGAUUAUCACGAUGAGCAAAACUGUUUUAGACAUUCGUGAGAAGGAAAUGGAGUUAAGAAUCGAACCAGAUGAACAAGCAAAGAAAACAAUCAAGAUCCUAUUAGAUGCAAUGGUGUCGAUGAGUAGAAAGAUGCCUCCGCCUUCAGAAGCUCCAAUUAAUCUCGCAAAAUUUCAAGGCAUUGAAAUUGACAAAGCACAAGGACUGGAGCAAUUGAGCCAGACAAAUGAUGAGGCUUCUAUUGCAGUGGGGAAAUCUGUGCCUACUUCAAAAGAAGUGGUGGUUGAUGAACCACAAACUCAACUACAAGGGGCACAGGGACUGGAUCAAUUAAGCCAGACAAAUGAUGAGAAUUCUCUUCUAGUGGGGAAAUCCGUGCCUACUUCAAAAAAAGUGCUGGUUGAUGAACAACAAACUCAACCACAAGCACAUGCAACGAAUGUCUCCGCGACAGAAAAGAAGAGAUCCCAUCAAGAUUCCACCGGCCGGGAUUCAGCUGUGACAUCCACCUAUACCAAAAGGUCGAGAAGCACUGGUACCAGGAAAAGGAAAACAUUGAAAGACGCAAGUAUCCCAAGCUUUAACCUAGGUAUCUUCUCCAGUCAGGAAGACAGUUACGAGACAACCCAGGAGAAGAACACUCAGGAAGAUGUCACAGGAAGGGUUGAUCUGGAUAAAGAUGUGAAUGAGACUAUAGAAGCAGCAGAAUAUCCAAUACCAUCUGCUCUCGACGAAACAAAGAAUCCCAUUCCUUCCAUCGAUGAAAUUAUAACAAGGGCCAGUGCACCAGCUUCAGAAUCAUCGAGUGAUACAGAAAAACUAGAGAUCAUUGCGGCUGUUGCAGAACAAGUUGAGAAAAACCCAGAGGUGGUUGAAGCAGUCCCUUUAAGCAUAAUUCCACCCGAUUGGAAUGUUGCUUCUACCAUGGGUCGUCUACUCAUGCUGGACAAAAAUGAGUGUACCACGCCACCGCCUGCAAUCUCAAAGAAAGCUGAAGUACUUGAUGAAGGGUUAACAAAGACAGGGGAAAAGAAUUUCUUGUUUGAAUUUGGAAAAAAUUUUUGGGCAGACAGGACAGCAUUCUAUUCCAUGAGGGAAGGCACAUGGAUAGAAAACAGCAUCAUAGAUGCUUGGGCUGUCAUCCUAAACAAAGAAGAAGCUAAAAGUGACUCCCCAAGUCGGAUAUUCUUUGGUGUUUCCGUAUUUGAUACAAUCAGUCGCUACUAUCAACAGGGUAGUAACAAAGAGGAAAUCGAGUGCACAUUCUAUGAGAGGUUGGCUCUUGAACUAGAAGAACAAGGACUCAGUGUAGGAUCCCUGAUAGUGGCAAAAGCUAUCUACUUCCCAGUACACUACCGAGAGCAUUACUUCUUGUAUGUGUUGAUGGUUCAAGAAAAGAAAGUGUUUGCAUUCAACAAUCUACAUGCAAAAGAUCUGGACUACUACAAGCCAACAAAAGAUCUACUUUUUCAGUUCUUCAACAUGUACCUUCAAUGUGUGCUUCCACACAUAGAACUGGUCACUGCUCAAUACACAUUGACAGAGGUUAUGCUACCAUCACACAAUGACAAAAAGCCGAAUGCGGAAGAUUGUGGAAUAUUCACAAUGCACCACAUGGAGCAGUAUGAUGGUGGUGACUACGAGGACUGUACUACUUUGGAUUUCCAUACAGGAAACAUCAAAGAGUACCGGUGGAGAUACAUGUUAAAAAUCCUUAUGCACCCAUCCAACAAAAAUAAGGACAAAAUCCUCGAAGCAAUGCACCAGUUCUAA